Molecule: messenger RNA, 896 nt
Organism: Brassica napus (rape)
Lineage: Eukaryota; Viridiplantae; Streptophyta; Magnoliopsida; Brassicales; Brassicaceae
Exons: 5
Coding region: 143-739 (198 amino acids)
Source: RefSeq, a predicted model, not a curated record
CAAAAUGGGUUGAAAUUAAUGGGUUGACCCAAACCAAACCAAUCCAUGGUUCUAAUGGGUUAACAAUUUGGAUGUUAAUGGAUAAAUGGUUUUUAUGGGUUAAUGAGUUUAGUGAGCUGGAUUAAUAUUGGUUUGAAUCAAAAUGGUUUAUGGAUUAUCCAAUCCAACCCACUUUUUCUCACAUAAUGUUUUAGUCUCUCUCUCUCUUUCUUCUCUCACGAGACGCUCUCUCUUUCUCGAUCUCACGAGACCUUCAUCAUCGAUCACGACAUCGAUCAACCCUUUUGGGUCAUUGCUUUUGGGUUAUCGAUCGCAACACAUCAACUCAUCUUCCUUAUCUUCACUACCAAGGAGACCAAACACUGAGUAUCACCACUACUCUUCCACCAGCGUUGUAUCAACAUCCUUUACGUGUUUGUGGAACACUUGUAGCAGCAAGGUAUCAGUGAUUGUGGAACACUUGUACUACAAGUCUUGUAGCAGCAAGGUGUCAACAAAGAUGAUGAAUAAUGAAGAUCUUCUAAACAGUGGUGGCCAAUCAUCCACAAGUGCAUCACAAACGGCUCUAGUAAGUUCUAAUCAUUCAAAAAGAACUAAGAGAUCAACUGCUUGGGAUUAUUUUACAAUAGAAAAAGAUGAGAAUGGCCAAGAGAGAGCAUAUUGUAAAAAGUGUCCAAAGAACUAUGUGUGGUUGCCAACUAAGUGUGUCAUUCUCGUUGGUUUUAUUGCGAUACUAUGAUUCUUUCUUUGGUAGUGGCUGUUGUGUCCUCAAUAUAAUUCAACAAGAAAAGCACUUGUGAAAAUCCCUUUUUGAAACGAGUUUCUUUUUGGAUUCUUGUUAUGUAAAGUGUUUUACACCUUGGAUGGUAAAUGAAUAGUGUAGCUAAUGAUUGUUA